UAUUCAUCCGCGCACACACAUAGCGAUCGACAUCGCGCAGUUUAUCUGCCUCACCAGCUCUGGUUUCCCCACGUUCAGCCUUACCCCCGUCAAUUGCCGCCAUGUUUUUUUGAGGCAGGAUGACAGCAGAGCGAGCGCAGACGAAGACGGAUAUAAGACUGAAAAAAUCCGUCGAAUUACAGCAUUUUUUCUAACAGGCGACGGUCUAUUUUUUAUUGCGGACUCGCGAGGAACUCAUUUCUCGGUAUUUUUGCAAAUACCAAUGGCUGAAUUUUUAUGCCAUGAAAAAGCAAGAAGUCUGAAGCCUGACUGAGGAAGAACAACAUAUAAUUCCUGCCUGCGCUUAACUACCUCUCUCUACCAGCGAACCUACAGGAAUAACCAGACGAGUGAUCUCUGCAUGAGCAGCUGCUUUAACACAAGCCACCUGCUGUUACUUAAGCAAGUUGAAAGAAGGAAAACAACUUUUAAUCAAAAGUGAGGAUACGACAGAGCGUUUAAAGAUGACGGGAAACAUCCCAGUUGACAUGAUCAACUUGAGACUCAUCUUGGUGAGUGGAAAGACAAAAGAGUUCCUGUUCUCACCAAACGACUCCGCGGCCGACAUCGCCAAGCAUGUGUAUGACAACUGGCCAAUGGACUGGGAAGAAGAGCAAGUGAGCAGUCCUAACAUCCUGCGCCUCAUCUACCAGGGCCGAUUCCUACAUGGAAAUGUGACGCUAGGAGCUUUAAAACUGCCUUUCGGAAAAACCACAGUGAUGCAUUUAGUUGCCAGAGAGACGCUGCCUGAGCCAAAUUCCCAAGGUCAGAGGAACCGGGAAAAGACUGGAGAGAGCAACUGUUGUGUGAUCCUGUAAAUACAUCCCUUCAUCCCUCUGAACGAGUGUGUCCUGUCACCCUUCGCCCAUGCUGCUUAAAUACAUCUAAUCACACCAGACAUCCACGAGCAAGAGAUUCACUUCACCUGGAAAGGAAAGAAUCACCUGAUAGAGAGGGCGAGACACGGAUCAGAGAACAUUUUGGCUUUGCAUAGACUAUAUUUGAGGCAAAAUAAAAUACAUCACACACACACACACACACACACACACAUUUCCACCUUUUCUAACACCUUCACACACAUCCAUCAACUCAGCAGACCUGUAACUCAUUCUCACACACACACACACACACACACACACACACACACACGUUUGUUUUUGUGAAAAGUGGGUUCAUCCCAUAGGCGUAAUGUUUUUUUUACUGCACAAACUGUAUAUUCUAUAGCCCUUCACCAGCCCUAACCCUAACCCUCAAAGGAAACUUUGUGCAUUUUUACUUUCUCAGAAAAACUGUAUGAUUCUGUAUGAUUUAUAAGUGUUUUGAGAAAUGGGGACAUGGGUUAUGUCCUCAUAAGUCACCAUCUCCUUGUAAUACCCGUUUCAUACCCAUGUCAUUUUACAAAGUUAUGUCCUGAUAUGUCACAAAAACGAGCACACACACACACAUACCCUUCUACCAGUUUGCACACAGAGGAGGCCCUCGUUUCCCUGUUUUUUUUAUUGCACAUAGUAACAUGAAUGAUUCAGAGAGGAAAUAAAGACUUGUUCGCCUCAGCCGAGGCGCUUGAUUAUCCCUCUCAGGAGGGAGAUGUGUGAGGGAGGAAAUUAGUUUACAUAGGGUCUGACAAACUUCUCACAUUUAUGGACUCACCACGCACUCACCUGGCUUGGAUCGAAUCUGGUGUGGAGGUGAAAAGGCAUGCCAUUCCCUGAUGGAUUAACCUCCGCUACAGUCGCACUCCUGGACUGUUUUCAUUAAAUGCUAAUUGCCACACAUAAUCUGUUGAUUUCAGUGCAGGACAACAAGUAUUGAUGUGCCUGAUUAAUGUUUAUUAUAUAUUUCCGUGCAUUUUAAAUGCCCCAAAAUGGUCUUGGAGAUCUAGUGACCUACUUUAACAAGUUCCUGUACCCCAGAAAUGCUCAAUUUUAGCCUGUUCAGUGGUGUUUGAGCACAGUCGGGACUUUGCAGGUAGAUCUCAAUAGUUGGUUUGAUUCACUCGUGGAAAGUCUAUAAUUUGCGUAAUGAGUAACGGUAACACUUGUGACUGUGUUUUGACAGUCAAUCAGUGUUGCUUCUGCCCUCUUUAGAUCGAUCUAAGCUGUUCUCUUUCAGGAAGGGUAAUGAGAUUUAUCCCUUUAUUUUCUUUGUAGUGGUGUAAAUUAAUGCUUGCUUUUGGAACCAGAAGAUAACUAUGAAAUGAAGUUUGGCUCGGUUUCUAUUUCCCCUUCCUUAUUAGAUUUAAAAUUUGUUUGCACAACACAGAAACAUGAGCUGUUUCAUUUCUAAAUCUGUGUAAUAUUUCUUUCCCCUCCUCCCUUUUAAUAUUUUUCCAAAUGGGAAUUGUAUUCAAAGGUUACUUAUGUGUAGAGUAUAUUUAAUAUGAAUCUUAUAGAGAACAUAACUAUAGAUUGUUGAUAUAUAUAUUGGUGUUUAGUGUAUGAUAGUCUCAAAACAGUUAGGACAUUAGCAUUUGGAGCAGUGAGGCGCUGACAGUUUAAUAUACUUUAACAGCAGCAAAUCCAUCUCUAAUGGCUGAAGAAAUUACUGUUCUUUUUUUUUUUUUUUUUUUUUUUUUAAAUGUUCAUAAUUUUUUUUCUUCCUUUUUCUUUUCAUGUGGUCUUUGCUUUUUGCUUUUUGACACCGCACUAGGUCUGAAAAAUAUUGGUCCUUAUCAGGGUUCAAAUAAAUACUGUACAGAGCUGAAGUUUUUAAAAAGAUAAUUGUAAAUAAACUAAUGCUUCGCAUUCUCUAAACUACAAGUGGAAAUACAUCUACAAACUCAAUAAAGAAUCCAGAAUAUUGAAGUGAAA
Messenger RNA from Carassius gibelio (silver crucian carp), 2849 nucleotides. Its product is annotated as ubiquitin-like protein 3. Gene Ontology annotation, molecular function: protein binding. NCBI's taxonomy places the organism in Eukaryota, Metazoa, Chordata, Actinopteri, Cypriniformes, Cyprinidae. The transcript is spliced from 6 exons. The coding region runs from base 504 to 857 and encodes 117 amino acids. The record is from RefSeq and is a predicted model, not a curated record.